Molecule: messenger RNA, 1563 nt
Organism: Rhododendron vialii
Lineage: Eukaryota; Viridiplantae; Streptophyta; Magnoliopsida; Ericales; Ericaceae
Product: putative methyltransferase At1g22800, mitochondrial
Exons: 11
Coding region: 130-1182 (350 amino acids)
Biological process (GO): mitochondrial respiratory chain complex I assembly
Cellular component (GO): mitochondrion
Molecular function (GO): S-adenosylmethionine-dependent methyltransferase activity
Source: RefSeq, a predicted model, not a curated record
AUAUCAAUUUCGAAAUAUGAAAAAGAAACACAGCAAUAUGUUUGAAAUCUCCGGUGAGAGUAUCCAACGGUGACAAUUGCCGACACCAAAGGACGCAUCUCACUGUCGGUCAGAAAGGGCGAAAGAAAGAUGAGAGGAGUCGUUGGUGCACGCGGGAGAAGUUAUCUUCAAAGGCUAUGGAGAACGAGAACGACGACGGGUACAGGAACAAGAUCGGUUUCCACUGGGGAUGAACAUGGCGGCGAUGAGGUCCUUCAGAGCUCAAAGGUCAAGAUCUUCGACCGAAAUCUCAAACGCAGACAACGUGACAGAGCAGCAUGGUUAAUGCGCACGAAGGAUUCUCUUGUCGACACUGUGGCGGAUAAUCUUUUGGAUAGGUUGGAGGACUGCAAGAAAACAUUUCCCACAGCACUAUGUUUGGGUGGUUCCUUGGAAGCCAUUAGACGUUUGUUACGUGGACGCGGUGCCGUUGAAAAGCUGAUUAUGAUGGAUACAUCAUAUGAUAUGGUGAAGUUGUGUAAAGAUGCUGAGCAAGAUGUGACUGACAAAAACAUUGAAACAUCAUUUUUGGUUGGUGAUGAAGAGUUUUUGCCCAUAAAAGAGAGUUCUCUAGAUCUGGUGAUUAGCUGCUUGGGACUCCAUUGGACAAAUGAUCUGCCUGGGGCUAUGAUACAGUCUAGGUUGGCACUGAAGCCCGAUGGCCUAUUUUUGGCUGCUAUUCUUGGUGGAGAAACAUUGAAGGAGCUGAGAAUAGCAUGCACUGUGGCACAGAUGGAGCGUGAAGGGGGCAUCAGUCCACGAUUAUCCCCCUUGGCGCAAGUGCGGGAUGCGGGCAAUCUUUUGACUAGAGCGGGCUUCAAUCUUCCUGGUGUUGACGUUGAUGAAUACACUGUUAGAUAUAAUAGUGCUCUGGAGCUAAUUGAGCAUCUGCGGACAAUGGGUGAAACCAAUGCUCUUUUACAAAGGAACAUCAUGUUGAAGAGAGAAACAGCGCUAGCAACUGCAGCUAUUUAUGAGUCAAUGUUUGCUUCAGAAGACGGCACCAUCCCUGCAACUUUCCAGGUUAUCUAUAUGACAGGGUGGAAGGAGCACCAUUCACAGCAGAAGGCUAAAAGGAGGGGAUCUGCAACAAUUUCGUUUAAUGACAUACAAAAGCAAUUUACCAGGGGUAGAAGCGGCUGACUCUCUCUCUCUCUCUCUCUCAUAAACACAUUUUAUUCCAUCAAUUUCUACUUUUUUCUUCUUAUUGUCGGCAAAUGUGAGAAAUGUUUGGUUUUGUAAUGUUUAAUGGGCAAGUUGUUAAAUAGCUUGUAAAAGCAGCUAGCUGUUACGUUGCUUGCUGAAAUGAGUGGGUUAGAGAGGGAGGAAAGUACUGGAGUUGGGGAUCCCGCAUUUAAUUGUUCACUUAUUUAACCCGGAAGAGUUGGCCAGCUGGUUUUGGCAUGAGAUUUAGAGUUUUGCUUCCUUCAGAGUUGUAGGCGCAAGUGCUCUCACUCGAUUUUGUAAAAUUAUAAUAAAUUUUUAAAUAUUUAAAUAAUUUUAUAUUAGUGUUCCAAUUGAAUA